This is a messenger RNA of Didymodactylos carnosus, 1556 nucleotides long. Lineage: Eukaryota; Metazoa; Rotifera; Eurotatoria; Philodinida; Philodinidae. The record is from the annotation of a GenBank genome assembly.
AUGGGAACAUGUGGUAACACUUUAUGUAUUCUCGUAUUUUUGCGUAGAAAAUUUCGUCAUAGUAUUGUUACACCCUAUUUUAUUACUCUUUUAAUUGCCGAUUGUUUUUACUUAUGUUUUCGUGUUAUUAAAUUAUUCUAUUAUCAACAAAUAUUAUUCAAACAAAUUCUUCAUAGUUCAUGCAAAGAUAAUAUUGUUACCAAGCUUUAUGGGAUAUUUACACAAAAGUUUUCAGAAAUUUUCAUACCAUUUGUACAUUUUGAAUUUUACAUACGAUUUUCUCUCAUUUUAAUGGCAUUUGUAUCGAUUCAACGUUCAUUUUACAUAUCGAAAUCAAUUACUCGAUUAAUUGUACCAGUUAUUCGUGAUAAACGACAUUCUUCAUUAAUAUUAAUUUUGAUUUCAUUUAUUUUAGCUUAUUUUUUUGAAUUUUUUGGUUUAACCAUAUUUUGUUCGAAAUCUGCUAAUCGUAAAAUAACGUAUGAAUGGUUUUUGUAUACAAUUCAUCAACUACCACAAAAUUCAACACAACUGUUAUUGAAUAGUAUCAAUAAUAAGAAAGAUUUAAUGUGUGUAGAACAAUAUAUCCAGUCGAAUGAGACAACUUCAGUGUGUAUAAAACAACAACUCAUGGAAAUAUUAAGUAAGUUGUUACAAUUGACUCAUAAUGUAAAUUUUUUUGAAGGUCGUUAUUUCGAUUUACAUGAACGUUUUAUUGUUCGUUUAAUUCAACAAAUUGGAUAUCAUUUAACUGGUUUCAACUUGAGUCGAAAUGAAAUACGAGUUAAAUAUCAUUAUCAUUCAUGUUUAAUCAAACAAAAUCCAGAAACAUUUUUAACAUUGUAUGAUUUCUUCUAUAGACGAAUGAUUGGUGUCAAUCGAUAUACAUUACUCUUAGUCUUUGGAAGUAUUUUACCAUCAAUUGUCACUAUUUCGGGUAAUAUCACAUCUGUUAUACGUAUCAUUCAAUUACGUCGAUUAACUACAGUUCAUUUACCAGCGCGUACUAACGAUGAUUCACGACGUGUUCUUGUGAUUAUCACAAUUGAAUGUGCAUUAGCUCUUCUUAAUUCUUGGUUUAUUGAUAUUCUAUUAAGUCUCAUCUAUUGUAAAGGUAGUCUACUUAAUAGUGACGAUUGUCCCAUGUAUUUACGAGAAAAUUAUAAUCUAUUAAUAACCCUAGAUUUUUUAAAUUCAAUAUCAAACAUUUUUUUACAUUGUAUAUGUGGUAAACGAUUCCGCCGUGAACUUAGACGAAUGACCGGCGCAUGGUGUCAACAUUUAACAAAAUAUCUUUUUUGUUGCUAUUGCGAAGUACGUUCAUACAAAUCUUGGGAAAGGUCACAACAGCCACCAUUACCACCUAUAGGAAGUAGUAAUGAACUUUCAAAUAAACAAAUUUAUAUAACAAUAAAACCGUCACCCGAAUCAUCAAAGAAAUUAUCAAAAUAUAGUUAUCAUCUAUCAACGACAAGGCAAUGUUUACUUAAUAAGACAGAUUGUUCACCGGCCUCUAUGACUUCACAACCAGAGCAUAAUCGACUAAAAACUGCUCG